Hyla sarda is the source of this 2830-nucleotide messenger RNA. It is a transcript of the gene TPD52L2, whose product is annotated as TPD52 like 2. Lineage: Eukaryota; Metazoa; Chordata; Amphibia; Anura; Hylidae. Gene Ontology annotation, cellular component: cytoplasm. The record is from RefSeq and is a predicted model, not a curated record. The transcript has 9 exons. The coding region runs from base 119 to 817 and encodes 232 amino acids.
AUAAUGGCGUCUUCCUUUCCUGUUUGGCGACAUCGCUCCGGCGUGACGUCAUACAUACGCGACAGUUUCGUAAAGUAGCCCCGCCCAGACUUGGAAACAACUUCCGGUCAACGAAGCUAUGGAUCCCGGCGGGCAGGACAUCAACCUUAACUCUCCCAACAAAGGUUUGCUGUCAGACACCAUGACGGAUGUCCCGGUGGGCCCAGCAGUAACGCGGGUGCCAGCUGAUGCUGCAGGUGUGCUGCCAGACGGUAUUACCGAGGCUGAAGCGGAGGAACUGCGCUGUGAGCUGGUUAAGGUGGAGGAGGAGAUUCUUACCCUGCGCCAGGUUCUGGCCGCCAAGGAACGUCAUGCGGCUGAGCUGAAGAGGAAGCUGGGACAGACUCCUCUAAACCAACUGAAGCUCAAUCUCUCUAAGAGUCUGCAUGACGUCCAGAUGUCUAAUGCUUACGUUAAAACAUCAGAGAAACUUGGAGAGUGGAACGAAAAAAUGACGCAGUCUGAUGUCUACAAGAAGACUCAGGAGACUCUCUCUACUGCCAGUCAGAAAACAACGGCUGCUCUGUCUACAAUGGGCACUGCAAUCACCAGGAAAUUGGGAGACAUGAGGGCUCUCCCUUUCUCUCAGUCUUUUAGUAGCAGUUAUUCAAUCCGCCACUCCAUAAGCAUGCCGGCAAUGAGAAACUCUGCUACCUUUAAAUCCUUUGAAGAACGUGUGGUGAAUUUAAAGCCCAGAGGAUCUACAGACGGAGAAGAAAAUGGGAGCCAGAAUUUGCACUCUCCAGACAAUAAAUCACAAGAUUCUGCCCCAUUCUAGGUCACCUUCAUCAUGUCACCUUCAACUUUGUUUAGCCAUUCUGUCCUGUAGCAACCUCAUCAUCUCAAAGCCCUAAAGAGGCUGCCAGCAAACAAAAUGACACUAACCUUUGCCCCUGAAAUGUGAUUUUGUCUGAAAAUUUGAACAUUCCCCCCCCCCCCCCACGCUUUUUUUUUUUGUCUUUAUAACUGAAUGUCCUAGACAAUUUGCACCUAAAGCAAUGCAACGUUUCAAGAGGCUCUUCCUUCCUAGAGAAAGAGCUUUUGUUACGAAUGGCAUAGAAUUAAACAUUUAUUAUUCUAAUGAAUGUAAUGCUCAGUUUGGGUCCUUUUGAUAUAUAUACUAAAUUGGGUGGAAUUGGCUUUAUGCUAAAUUGGAUUCCCUGGAUACAUGAUCACACUUUGAACAUUUACAGUCUAGAACUGUAUAGUCCUAAGCACAACCUAUUGGUGGUGCCAUUCCAUUUCACCAUAUAAUUGUUGAAUCCCACCGCCUGAUGUUAUAGAGGGUGUGACAGAUCUAGAAAUAUCCCCUCCAAUUUGAUCAGCCUAUUUAUUGGUCUGUAUUUUUUUUAUUUCAUUUGAAGGUCUGUCAUUUGACUUGAGAUGUAAUAGCUGUAGGUGGUGCAGUUGAUCCUGGGAUUUAAUCUCUGGAUCUUUUAUAUGCAGAUAUGUAAGAGGGUGGUUUUCUAUUUGAAAAAGGUUAUUUAAAUCUGUCUUGGUCCAAUCUACACACAAACAGUGUUUCUAUCUCCUUAUCGAUUUGGUAAAUCAUAAGAGCCCAGAAUAAAACCUGCCUCACAGUACAAGACCCUUUUUAAUCAAUCUCUAAACAUAAGACAGUUUAUCCAGGGUAAGAUUUUUUUUCUGCUUUCAGACAAGUAUAAAUCCCUACAAUUUAUGAAUUAUGGUCACGCUCACAUUUUGCCUUCAGAAUCCUGCUCUAAGAUCUAAUUUGAGGUGUAUUGUAAAGCUUGCCACUAGACUUCUCCAAUAGUUAACUACAUAUAGAAUUGUACAGUAGUUUUGAGAAUAUUUCUGUUUUGUAGAGUAAAACACUAUAGGAGAGGGUAGAGAUAAAGUCAAUGUACAGCUCUUCAGCUAUUGCAGGGCUCGUAGUUCUAUUCUAAGUUGGUCUAAAUGCUGCAGUUAUCAAGCAGACUCAGCAGAAGCUUUCUAUUCCGAUUUCUUUUUGUUUCUUAUGGUGUGAUUAAUUUUCUGCUGUGUUUCUGGGGUUCGAGUUUACACUGCUUUCUGCACGUAACUCCUGGACACUCUUGAGAAUGUCUUGUGUCCUUGCAGGAAAAUAGGUAAAUACAGAAUACUUGCAAAUGCUUUCAAAAGGUCUGUCACCUCUUUGAUACUUGAACUACUCAGCUGCAAAAGCCCUCGGCAGCCCGAGUGGAGAAAUGCAAAGAAAAAAAAAAUUAUAUAUAAAAAAAAAUGCAUAUACAGUAUAGAAUUAUAUACCAUGCUAGCAUUGUCUGUGGGUCAUAUUAGCUAUUGCUUGUGAGAUGUACUUGCUGGGCAUAUCCCAUUUUUGUUAAUAAGAAAUAAGAGACAUAUGUAAGUUUUGCCUGCAAACAGCAGAGAUGGGGUCUAUUCACACUGCGUUUGCGAGGUAUACUUUACAAUGUAUAGGCAUACAGUGGUAUACAGAACCUAAAGGCUCCCAUUUAAAAAAACAUUUUUUUACUGCAUAGUUACAAAAAAAUAAAUACAAAUUGUGGGAUACCUCUGCUUUUUUUCCCUCUGCUGGCUGAAUUGCGUCCUACAAAUAAGUUUGAUUUAUACACUAGGAGCUUUUCUGUCACAUAAUGUACCGUAUAUACUCAAGUUUAAGCUGAGUUUUUCAGCACGAUUUUUCGUGCUGAAAACUCCCCCCUCGGCUUAUACUCGAGUGAACUCUCCACCUGUCAAUCCCGGGCCUUCAUAAUCAUCCAGAUUCCCCUUUAGUUUUCUACUCGCCUCCCCUCGGUGGGAAGGAAGGGUGAGCUGGUCCGGACCAUCUAUG